CCUCUCUGUUUGCUCUUAUGAGACCCUCGUGCUCAGACUUCUUCACGGCCACAAGAUCAAGCAAACGUGCGGAAGGUCUUUCCCAUUUCACAUGACCAUACACUGAGGUGUCUAAUGGCCUCCAGCUCAGGGCUGUCCAUGUGAGAAGUGAAUGUGAGAAGAGAAAGGCAGACACUUAAAGAGAGAGAAGAGUUUCACACAGAGCAUGGCCUCUGCCAAAGAAGAUGGUGUGGAUGAAAGAACGGUGGACGUUAAAGAAGAGGAGUGUGAGCGGCUCACACCAGAGGAUGUGUGUGUGAAGCUGGAGGAUCACGAAGAAAGAAUUUCAGUUUUUAAAGAGGAGGAGGAGUGCAAGUGGGUGACUGUUACCAUUAAAGCUGAGGAUUUGAAUGAUUUCUCCGUUGGUUUUGAACUUCAAAAGCAUGAAACUGAGGAUAUUUUCAAGCAAGAUGCCUGUGAAGAAUCACCAUCCAGUUUACAGUCCUGGUUCACUAAUACGGGACGACUGGCUACACAGGAGAAUUCUGCAGAGCUGAAAUCAGAGUUAUCAGAGUCUGAAGAGAAAAUCACAGAGGGAAAUGGGAGAGAAGGAGAAGAGUCACCUGGGAGUGUUGGAAUAAAUUUACAGAAGAAUGGCAGCUUCUCUCUGCCUUCAUUUGGUCAGCCCUCCCUUCAACACAAAGAGAAAGGAAUGAAGAAAUCAGCAAGAGGAACAGAGAACCUGACAGCAGCCUUUUUGCAGUGCAGUUCUCUCCCUACUGCUGGAGUAACACAGACAGAAGUCUUCAAAACUGAUCGGCAGCAACUGGAGAAAGAAAUCCAAAUUCACACAAGAAAAAAAUAUUUGGAAUGUGGCAAACAAUUCACACACAAAAGUGAUCUUGAUAAGCAUAUGAAGAUUCACACAGGAGAAAAAACAUAUUGUCAUGAAUGUUGUAAGUCGUUCACUAGGAGAAGCCAUCUUAAGACGCACAGAAGAAUCCACAGUGGAGAAAAAACUCAUUGUUGUCCAGAAUGUGGAAAGUCGUUCUUUCGGAGCGGUGAUCUUCAGAGGCACAGAAGAAUCCACACAGGAGAAAAACCUCAUUGUUGUCCAGAAUGUGGUAAGGCGUUCUCAAGGAGAACUGAACUUCAGUGGCACAAAACAGUCCACACAGGAGAAAAACCUCAUUGUUGUCCAGAAUGUGGUAAGACGUUUUUAAAGAGAUGCAAUCUUCAGAGGCAUGGAAGAAUACACAGGAGAAAAACCUCAUUGCUUUCCAGAAGGUGCCGAAAAAUUUUCUGACAAACUCAGUUUUCAAAGGCACACUGAAAUUUAUACUGGAGAGAAGCUAUAUUGCUGUUCUCAAUGUGGGAAAAGGUUUGAAACAUUAGCUCUUUUCAAGUAAACACACAAACUCCCACUAAAGUGAAAAUACAGCAUGUUCUGAAUGUGGCAAAUUUUAUACAAACCAGAUAGGUCUUUAUCCAUGUGCCAAAAUCUAUACUGAAGACAAAUCUCAUUGCUGUUCUGAAUGUGAGAAACGAUUCUUAGAUUUAAACUCACUUCAGUGCAACAUCAGAACUCAUACUGGAGAUAAACCUUAUUGUUGUCCUGAAUGUGAUAAGCAGUUCUUACAACAAAGCACC
This is a messenger RNA of Polypterus senegalus (gray bichir), 1629 nucleotides long. RefSeq names its product zinc finger protein 665-like. The transcript is spliced from 3 exons. Gene Ontology annotation, molecular function: RNA polymerase II cis-regulatory region sequence-specific DNA binding; DNA-binding transcription factor activity, RNA polymerase II-specific. The coding region runs from base 206 to 1285 and encodes 359 amino acids. The record is from RefSeq and is a predicted model, not a curated record. Gene Ontology annotation, biological process: regulation of transcription by RNA polymerase II. NCBI's taxonomy places the organism in Eukaryota, Metazoa, Chordata, Cladistia, Polypteriformes, Polypteridae.